This is a messenger RNA of Schistosoma mattheei, 4683 nucleotides long. The record is from the annotation of a GenBank genome assembly. Lineage: Eukaryota; Metazoa; Platyhelminthes; Trematoda; Strigeidida; Schistosomatidae.
AUGAGAACAAUACCGCUGAUUGUAAUGAAUUAUUUAUUUUUAAUUACAUUUUGUAGUUGGAAUAUAAAAAUUACAUUACAAAAUAAUCAGAGUAAUACAAUUCAACAACUAGGUUUAAUAGAUUAUCCUAAUAAAAAGAGUACUAUAAUUAUUGAAGCUUCAUGGGAUGAAACUGAUAAGAAUCAAACCCAAGUUAUGGUUCAGGCUGGAGAAUCAAAAAUAUUUAUAUGCAGUAUAUGGACUUUAGAAUCAGAUGAUAACCAUGAUUUCGACUCAGGGACUCAUGAAACUGAACAAUCUGUUUUCCUAUUUUGUCCAAUGAGUGUUGCAUACUGUGCUCAGGAUUGUUUAUUGGUGGAUUCUACAUGGCUACUUCAGUGUACCAGACAAUUUAGAAUAGUCCCUAAUCCUGAAUUAUUAUGGACGUCACAGUUAAAGAAUUCAAAGAUUACAAAAGGUUGGCGUUUGCAAGAAGUUAUUUAUAAACUGGAUAUUGCUACAACUACUUCUGCCGGAUUUUGGGGCUGCACGUAUGGUGGUUAUCGCUCUAAUAGCUUGGAGCUAAUUGUGAGAGAUAGACCAGCACUGCUAUAUUUGACUUCAAGUCCGGCUAACCCUGUCAAAAUUGGAACUAAUGUCAAACUAACAUGUGAGGCUGCACCUAGUCCUAAAGCUCCAUGGUACACGUUUGUCUGGCGUCGAAUAGGAACUCAAAUGCCACCUGCUCAUUCAACGUUGCGUAUAUCUGAUACAAUCUCCGUAUUGACGCUUUUAUCUGUACAACCGUCUGACGAUGGAGUAUAUAGCUGUCAUAUAUUACAAUCUCAAUCGAAUUCAUUAAAUGAAGAAAUGUGGGAAGACAGUGAAAACGUGACUUCAGGAUCAAGCAACUCAUCUGAGAAACUGAGAUUUAAAAAGGAUCCAACAGUACGUCGGUUACACUUGGAAGUAUUUCAUCCCCCUACUUCCUUAAAUGUAACAGUUCAACCUCAUGGGCCUUAUAGAGCACAAACAAAUGUCACAUUCACUUGUCAUAUACAUGGUGGUAAACCAAAGCCAUUGAUUUACUUUUAUCGCAUAAAUGUUCCGCUUGAUAAUGAAAAUAUUUCACUGAUUCGUUCAAAUUCUUUCACUUCGAAACAUAUCCUAGAAAAUAUAACUCAGACAACAGAAUCUACAGAAUUAAAGUGGCAAUUAACAGAAGCUGAUAAUACUGCCAGUUUUGGAUGUGCUGCAACAAGCCCAAUCAUUAAAGAUCAAAUGUUCUCGCUAUUUAUUAAAGUUAAAAUUAUUUUUUCACCUCAAGAUCCUAUCCUGUCUUCCGUACCACAUGGUCCAGUAAGUGAAAAUCGUACUAAAGUAUUUACAUGUCAGUCUUCAAAAGGAAGCAAUCCAAGAGCGAAAAUUUUAUGGGAAUUGACACCUGCAAUGGAGUAUUUGUCUACAGUAUCAAAAAGAGGUUCUAAAUCAAAUGAAAAAGAAACAGUCAUGAAACCAACGACAAAUUCUGACUUUGAAUAUAUAAUGUCGGACAUCUAUUCGGAUACCAAACACGAUCCUAACAAUGGGGGUUAUAUAGCAUACAGUGAAGUACGUUUAACUGGACGACCAUGGUUCAACGGUGCACGGGUAUCUUGCCACUUAAUUUGGAAUGAGGAAGGAAACUACAGUGUGAAACAAGUUUCGGACGCUACCAAUCAUAUGAUUACAUAUCAAAAAACAGCUUACCUUCUUACUGAAGUAUUUUUUUGUCCAUCAGCAAUUAAUUUGAUUGCAAUUCCCCAAAAUGGAAUUCAAGAAACAUCCGGUGAGCAAAUACUUGAAUGUACAGCCACAUCAUCUCAUCCUCCUGCAAUGAUCACUUGGUUCAAGCAUAAUUCUUCAGAUAGUGUACAAAAGACCACUACAGAAAGUGUAAUGAUGGAAAAUUCUUUGAUAAAAAUUGAUACAAAUUAUCAACCAAAUUUAAAAAUUACAACUGAAACAUUCCCUGGAAUCUAUGGUGGAAAACGUGUGGUUAGCAGACUGAAAUUAAGUAACAUUUCCAGAAUCUCCGAUGGUAUGCUAUUCACCUGUUUAGUAAAACAUAUCGAGUGGACAGAAUCAAUUAGUCGUACACAUCAAUUAAUGGUAUUAUAUCCACCAACGCUAAAAUUAAAAAUUAUUCCACAAGCAAUGGAAGAUCGUCUAAAGUCUAAUAGUAUUACUCUAAUCUGUAAUGCUGAAGGUGGUCAACCGAAAUAUUUUGAGAGCGAAACUGACUUUCUAGAUGGUAUCCAUUAUGAAAAUAAAUUUUCAAAAAGUCAAGGAACUUCACUUAGUAAAGAUAAACAUAAUAUGUGGACAUUCUACUGGAAAUUUCGUCCUCAAUACCCUGAAAACUGGAUGCAGUUGACUAAUCAAGAAAUACUUUUCAACGAGUUAAAUAUGUACCGAUCGAAUAAACUAAUUUUAAAUUAUCCAGGGAGGAAACAAGCUGGUGACUAUACAUGUUUACUUGAAGGUCCAACAAGUACAGCACAAGUGACUAGCCAUUUAGAAUUCACAUUCGCACCCGAGUUAGCACCACCAGGAAUUACAUCAGUAACGUCCGCAGUUGGUUCACAUACCGUAAUUGAACUUCAUAUAUGGUCAUAUCCUGUACCUUCAUCUAUACACAAUCCAAGAGAUACUAAAAUAAAACAUAUUGUGACUGAAAACUGUAAUCUUCAUGAAAUUAAUUCACAAAUACCAUAUGAAAUCAAAACACAAAAGAAAACGUAUACUUGGUACAAGGUUACUACUGAGAGAUCAGCAUCAGGUGUAAAAAUACUCCAAAAAGAAUUAGUACUCGAAAACUGGGAACCACAUAUACGGUUGAAACAAUUUUCUUCUGGUAUUAAUAAAAGGCAACUAAUUUGGACUGAUGCAAUACUUAUUGACUUUCCAUACUAUGACACGGAUAUACAAAUUAGACAAAAUGAUAGUGGAAGUAGAAGUACAUUGCGAAAAAUACCGACAAUUGUUUAUCGACUGUUUCUAAGCCCAAUUACAGAAAAGGAUUACGGGGAAUAUAUGUGUGAAUUAGAACACGUGGAAGGAAGAAAACAGUUUUUCAUGCAAGUACAACCACCUGGUAAUCCACCGAUCAAUGUAAAGAACGUGCGUUUUACACGUGAUGAUUGGAGGAUUCGAGUUUACUUUGAUCCGUUAUAUUUUUUCAAGACCAGCGAACAUGGUUUACCUGUUUCAGAAGAAAACAAAAACCAUAUUGUUACGACAAAAUCUACUUCAAACAUCGUCACAGGCAACUCACUCAGUUCACUUCCUAUAAAGAGUGACAACAGUCAACAAUCUCAAUGGAAAAUGUUAAUCAGAAUAUGCGCAUCAAAUUAUUACAGGCGCGAACAAUCAUCUGAGGAUAUAAUAAAAGAAUGUUCUUCAUCACAAUCCACAAUUAAAACUCUGAAGAAACCAAAUUAUCGUUCUUGGUUAGAUUUGUAUAAAUCAUUUCCUAAUUAUAAAUAUCAAACAACUUCCCUCUCAAAUGAGUGUAUUGAUAAGCUAGUUGAAAACCCUGAACAGGGUAAAAUUGAAAUUCCGCUCAUAUAUUUAUUUAAUAAUACAUUCUAUAACACUUCUCUUCUAAAAUCCGAAAACAAAUCCAACGAAAUAGUCGAGAUAAAUAAUUUGUUGUCCGAUGAUAUUUCAACCGACACACCUCAAGGAAUUUACGUUCACUGGUCCGAAAAAGAAAAAUUAACUUAUCAGUUUAGAUUUUACGAUGAAAGUGGGAGUCUGGUUUACGCAACCGACUGGGUCGAUGAAGAAAACGAUGGUUACUAUGAUGAAUCCACUUUGUCCAUCUUCAGUUAUCAGAAUACCUACUUGUGGAUUGUAAUAAUUGGUGCAAUCUUCUUUCUUCUCUUAGUCAUUCUAUUUGUGUUUGUAUUGUGCAAACGAUUAAACAAUAAAAAUGAUUUUCAGACACCUAAUAAUCACAGUUCAACACCAUUGAAUAAAUCUAUUAUUAAUUCUACGACCACCUCACCAAUAGCAAGUUGUAAAUUACAAGAAAAUUUCUAUGUAGCUAACUUAUCAGUUGUUGAUAGUCCUUGUUCAUUAUUAGGCAGAAAUGAAAGGGUCAUUAAUAAAGAAUUCCCAUUAUUGUAUAAUAAAGAUGUACAAAAGAGAAAUGACUAUCAUAGAGGAGAAAUCACUGGUGAAAAUUUACCUGCAACUAGUAUAUCAAAAAAUCUAUAUGAAUUACGCUAUAAUCAACUGGGAUUAUCGCAUAAUCAGUUCUCUGGUGAAGCCCUCAGUGAUGAACUGCAGUCAACAUCUCCAGAAACUAAUUCACCUAUAGUAUCCCACUUAACUCCCAUACCAAUUAUCCGAUCGAAUGAAAUAGCGCCUUCUACACCACUUCUACUUUACAACAGUUGUUGUACGAAUAGAAAGUUUAGUGUUGGAAUGAACCACUAUUUACCACCACUUUUUGGUCCAAUCCCUAUUCAGUAUAAUUCAAAAUCCUCAAAUUCAAUUAGUGAACUUUCAUCACCUUUUCUUGGAAAUGGAAAUCAUUUUAGGAAAACGUAUCGAGCCCCCGCUAACACUUGUUAUCAUCACCAUCUUCAGAAUAGUACAACUAACAAUGAUACCAGAAUACCAUCUAUAAUAAACGAAACAAUCAAGAAGAUUUAA